Messenger RNA from Lasiodiplodia theobromae, 2355 nucleotides. Its product is annotated as Peptidase M41. NCBI's taxonomy places the organism in Eukaryota, Fungi, Ascomycota, Dothideomycetes, Botryosphaeriales, Botryosphaeriaceae. The transcript has 5 exons. Gene Ontology annotation, cellular component: mitochondrial inner membrane. The record is from RefSeq and is a predicted model, not a curated record. The coding region runs from base 1 to 2355 and encodes 784 amino acids. Gene Ontology annotation, biological process: mitochondrion organization; protein quality control for misfolded or incompletely synthesized proteins. Gene Ontology annotation, molecular function: ATP binding; ATP-dependent peptidase activity; metalloendopeptidase activity.
AUGGCUUUCCACGCUCCGGUCAGCCUGCAGAGUGUCGCCUCUGCUGCUACCGAGGCCUGGCCGUCAAUGUCUGCUGCUGCGCAGACUCCCUGGCGACUCUUAGGACGUCGCGCGUCGCCUUCGGAACCCGCACGAGACCGCCGGCCACUGCUCGAUGGAUCCAAGUCAAACGCUGUCGUGCCUGAGUGCUUGGCCUCCGUCCCGCUCUCUGCUCUCCGCUUUCGCCCGUCGCCCGAAGCGCUCGGUGCCCCGCAAACAGUAGCUGGCAUGUUUGCUCAAGGCAAGUGGUUUGGAUGGCAUUCGCUGCGCGCGCAAUACCCCUGGCAGCUUGCUAACAGCCCCACAGUGCCGGCUCAUACCCUCCGACGCUUCAGUCCUCUGUCUCGCACUUUCCCUUCGGUCUCGAACACUUCUCGGCAAUACUCCACUCUUACCCGGCUCGCUCCCUUCAAACUCAACCCCAUCCCGAGACCCGGAAAUGUUGGUUUGACCCAGCAGCGCAGUAUCUUCGGUGGCAACACUUCACGGAAUCUUUUGGCUCACAUGGAACAAACGGCAAACAACAAUCCUGGGAGUGCUAGCGCUCAGAAUGCCUUCUAUGCUGCGCUUCUUCGCGCUAACCUUCCCCAAAUCGUCGUUGAACGCUAUGAAUCAGGCAGAUUUGCUACAAACGCGGCAUGCGACGCGCUGUACACUCGGGCUUUAGAGAGACUUGCAGUCGGUGCACGCGUCCGUGGCGGCAACGUCGCGACUGCCCGUACCGGUUCUGGCGAGAGGGCUAGUCCGUUAUACGUCGUCGUCGAAGAAUCCACCGGCAGCACUAUCUUCAAAUGGGUCAAGUUCUUCUUGUGGUUUGGUCUUCUGACCUACCUUUCCAUGGUUUGCGUAACCAUGGUUAUCGAAGCUAGCGGCAUGCUGCAAAGGCGUGGUGCCAAGCAGGACAUGGAAGCGAAGCCGGAACUCCAGACUACCCGAUUUAGUGAUGUCCAUGGCUGCGAAGAGGCUAAGGAAGAACUCCAGGAGCUCGUCGAUUUCCUCAAGGCCCCCGAUAAGUUCAACGCCCUUGGUGUUGCCGGAGAGGCUGGCGUCCCGUUUUUCUACAUGUCAGGCUCGGAAUUCGACGAGGUGUACGUCGGUGUCGGUGCCAAGCGUGUCCGAGAGCUCUUCGACGCGGCCAAAUCCAAAGCGCCUGCCAUUGUCUUCGUCGACGAACUCGAUGCCAUUGGUGGUAAACGCAACGACCGUGACCACGCGUACGUCAAACAAACCCUCAACCAACUGCUCACGGAACUGGACGGUUUUGAGCAGAACUCUGGCGUGAUCUUCAUUGCUGCCACAAACUUCCCGGAACUUCUCGACAAGGCCCUUACUCGCCCUGGGCGGUUUGAUCGCAAUGUCGUUGUCCCUCUUCCUGAUGUUCGUGGCCGUUCUGCCAUCCUCAAGCACCACAUGAGGAAUGUUCAGAUUGGCACGGAUGUCGAUGCCGAUGUCAUUGCUCGUGGUACUCCCGGAUUCAGCGGCGCCGAACUUGAGAACAUUGUGAAUCAGGCUGCAGUACAUGCAUCCAAGAACAAGCAAAAGCGUGUUUCCAUGAUUGAUUUCGAAUGGGCAAAAGACAAGGUUCUUCUCGGCGCCGAGCGGCGCUCGGCGGUGAUUCAACAGAAGGAUAAGAUUGCGACGGCUUACCACGAGGGCGGUCACGCGCUCGUUGCCAUGUUCACAAAGCACGCGGAUCCCCUCUACAAGGCCACCAUCAUGCCUCGUGGCCACGCUCUCGGCAUCACCUUCCAGUUGCCUGAGAUGGACAGGGUCAGCCAGACAAAGCUGGAGUAUCUUGCUCAUAUUGAUGUGUGCAUGGGCGGCAAAGUUGCAGAGGAACUCAUCUACGGGCCCGACUACGUCACUUCUGGCGCUUCCAGCGACAUCCAAAAGGCCACUGCCAUCGCCUACUCGAUGGUCACCCAGAUGGGCAUGAGCGAUGAGCUGGGCAACAUUGACCUCUACAGCAACUUCUCUCGGCUGUCUUCGGAAACGAAGAACAAGAUUGAGGAUGAAGUGCGCAAGAUUCUGGACGCGUCGAGAGAGCGUGCCAAGAAGCUCUUGACAGAGAAGCGCGAGGAGCUCGACCGUCUUGCCGGAGCGCUGGUCGAGUUCGAGAGUUUGACGAAGGAGGAGAUGGAGAAGGCGGUGAGGGGUGAGAAGAUUGGAGACAAACUCAAGGGCGAGUUCCAGUUGCCAAUCAAGCUUCCAGAGAGCUUCAUGCCGCCGGCAUUACCAGGGAGCGGCGAGCAGCCAGGCAGUUCGCCGGCUCCGGGCUCGGGCAUUCCCGGAGCCAACGGCAUGAACGAGAGGUGA